GUAGGGCCGAAAGGUGCCUGGCCUAUAAGACUGUAAGCCAACACAGUACGGGACGGGACCUGGCACGCCGGCAGCCCAUAUCCCGGGUCUUUUUCACCUUACACAGUCCCAGUUGAGACUACGAGGGGCGCUUUGGGGGCCGACGGAUCCUUGUCGUAAUAUUCCUUAGACUAGCUAGGUAUAUACUCAUAGGCAGCUAUAUGUAUAGGUUAGGUAGUGAUAUGCAACGCCAUGUUACGCCAGGAGUGCCGCAGGAUCGUGCGCCUGGCCCUGCAGCAAGCCCGGGCAGAGGAGUGGAAACCGGUAGGUAAAAGUGGCCAGCUUACUCUGAAUAGCCCGCGAUGGCUAUGCUGCCUUGUACGCGUACAUACAUACAUACACGUGUAUCUCGCUCCGCCUCUUGGGAUUCGAUAGUGCUACGAGGCAUCCGAUGUAGGGACGGCACGCAAAAUACCUAACAGAAACGGGCCACACGCAUCCUUCCCCUGGAGAGCGAACCGGUAUGUCACAAGUAGGCCACCUAUCGGACGGUGCCGGCGCAUCUGUGAGUUGUAUUAGUACGGCGACCUGGGACCUGUAACGCCGCGGCCUGCCGCUUGGCCUCGCUAUAGCGUGCUUCUCGGCGAAGUUGGACGGUUCGCGAGUCGUCCCGGCUCUUAAUUAAAACCGUGCAUCCUCUCUCUAUCACUCGCACACGCUCUCUCAUUGGCUUUAUUCCCGAGCGGUACAGCGCCAUCGCGAACAUGGUGUUGUUCAGUCCGAGCCCGCGCGCCCUCCUCACAUCGCUCGGCUGCUUCUACGCCCUGGCGGGCGUCGUGACCGCAGCCUCCCCGAGUGCCACUCAGAAGGCAUGUCAGCGGCUAGAGGCCCUUCUUGGCGAUUACUUCGUGACCACUAUCGAUGAGGGCGAUUACGAAGCCCGCAGGACCAAGAACUGGGUCCAGACUGCGUGGGGGAAUCCCGUCUGUAUUCUCCACCCGACGCGCGUAGAACAGCUCCAGGUGGCCGUCUCCCUAUUGGCCAAUUCGAGCGUGAGCUUCGCGGUGCGGUCCGGGGGACACGAGCCGCACCGCGGCUUCGCCAACAUCGACAAUGGGGUCUUGAUCGACAUGUCCGGCUUCACCCGGCUGGAGUACGAUGCCGGACGCGGGGUCGCCGUCGUGGGGACGGGCCUGACCUGGGGCGAAGUGUACGGCCAGCUCGAGCCGCACGGGGUCGUCGUCGUGGGAGGGAGGGUGCCGGACGUCGGCGUCGGCGGCCUGAUCCUAGGGAGUAAGUUCCUCGUCGCCGGGGUUGUCACCGCCGAUGGCUCGCUCGUGAGCGCCAACGCCAAGCAGAACGCAGAUUUGUUCUGGGCGCUGAAGGGCGGGACGAACAAUUUUGGUAUCGUUACCGAGUUUACUCUCACGGCCUACCCCCUGAACCAGGUUUGGGGCGGUGUCAAGACUUACACACUUGACCAGCUGCCUCAGGUCCUGGACGCCUACUACGAGUACCAGUCCGCUAACGACAAAGACCCGUACGCAAACUUGAUCGUCGGAUUUUCUCCCACGAAUGCCAGCAUAGGAGCGCUGGUCUCGAUGGUGUAUCUGAAGCCUGAGGAAAAGCCUGCCGCGUUCGCAUCGUUCUACCCUAUCAACACCACCUCAGAUAGCACCGGCAUAAAAUCGUUCUCGCAAUAUCUUGCGGAGUACGGUAUUCCGGUAGUACCACGGUUCGACUGGCAUUCGGCGAGCUUCCGACUAGACAAGUCGCUGUACGACGAAAUUGGGAGCAUCGUCACGUCCUCCUCGUCGGUGGAGGUCGUCAAGCAGAUAACCGCAGGGUUCAUGGCCGUUACUCUGCAACCGGUUUCGUCUCGAGCGGUCGAGAUCGGGAGAAGUAACAACGGCGGCAACGCGCUAGGUCUCGAGGCCGUGAACCAGACUUGGCUUGCCGUCGCCGCCGGGUGGUGGUUCCCAGACGACGACAAGACCGUGCACGACGCCGGUGGAGCCGUCAUAGAGCAGCUCGUCGAGGCGGCGGCGGCCAAGCGAGACCACCUCUCUUACCUCUUCAUGAACGAUGCGAGCUGGGACCAGGACGUCAUCGCUAGCUAUGGCGAGGCGAACAAUCUCAAGCUCAGGCAGGUACAGCGUAAGUACGAUCCCAAGCUCGUCUUCCAGCGCUUAGUGCCAGGAGGAUUUAAGAUACGGUAAGGCGCGAAGAUGAGUUAGUCAUCUUGGUGGGAGAGGGAGGUUGAAGAAUAAGGGUGAGAUGAAUAGAAGAAGCCUUCAACGUGUAGGUAGGUAAUACCUAUAGGACCCCGACUAGUAAUAAUCCCAACACGUCUCUCUAUAUAGGCAAUUUGACGUGCCCGAUAUUGGGCUGCUGCGUCUGUAGAAAUGCACAUUUCUCGUAGGUAAUUGAGAUCCUUCUUCCCCCUUGGUCCGUCAGAGCCAAGAUCGAGAACCUGCGCCACUCCCUCCACAACGUCUCACCAGCGGGGAAGAAGAGAGAAGACC
Molecule: messenger RNA, 2504 nt
Organism: Durotheca rogersii
Lineage: Eukaryota; Fungi; Ascomycota; Sordariomycetes; Xylariales; Xylariaceae
Product: putative FAD-binding oxidoreductase
Exons: 5
Coding region: 744-2198 (484 amino acids)
Molecular function (GO): FAD binding
Source: RefSeq, a predicted model, not a curated record